UGGGCCUGGGCGUGGACAUGGGCCUGGGCCUGGGCCUGGACCUGGACCUGGACCUGGGCCUGGACCUGGACCUGGGCCUGGACCUGGACCUGGGCCUCGGGCCGACACAUGACUGUGGCUCAGCGUGAUGUGAGGCGCUGCAUCAUGUAAACACAAAUGAGCAGCUGAGCGGUGACCUUCGACCUCUCUGUGAAUGAUCAGCCUCAGUACAGUUAGUCUAUCUAGGGUCAAAGGUCACAGCUGAUCCUUCAGCUCUCUUCACUCAGAGAACACAAAGAACUCUCUUCACUAAUAAUCAGUCAUUUCUUUACUGAUUGAUUGAUUGAUUGAUGUGGGAAGCUUCCAGGUGACGUUGGAUCCUGGACGUCAGACUGGACCUCGGGGAGGAGGGUCCUCAGACAGACCCGCCUCCCUGCAGAGGAUCCUCCUCCUCCUCCUCCUCCUGAGUCCGGAUCAGUACAGUCAGACAUCCAGAGAGGACUAGACGACCGACACCAUGAGGGAGACCAGCGUCACCAUGGCCGAUACCAAGACCCGGCCCGGGUCCACGUCAGACGAGCUCAUCUUCUUUGUUAAUGGGAAGAAGAUUGUUGAGAGAAACGCAGAUCCAGAGACGACCCUGCUGACAUACCUGAGGAGGAAGUUGGGUCUAACAGGCACUAAGCUGGGCUGUGCUGAGGGCGGCUGUGGAGCCUGUACUGUGAUGCUGUCCAGAUACCAAACACACUCUCAACAGCUGAUUCACUUUGCCGUUAACGCCUGUCUCGCCCCGCUCUGCUCCCUGCACCUGGUCGCCGUGACGACGGUGGAGGGCAUCGGCAGCGUGGCGAGGAAACUACAUCCUGUGCAGGAGCGCAUCGCGAAGGCUCACGGCUCUCAGUGUGGCUUCUGUACUCCGGGUAUCGUCAUGUCCAUGUACGCUCUGCUCAGGAACAACCCCAAACCCAACAUGUCUGACGUGGAGGAGGCCUUCCAUGGAAAUCUGUGUCGCUGCACCGGAUACAGACCCAUACUGGAGGGGUACAAGACCUUCACUGUGGAGGGGGGGUGCUGUGGUGGCCGGGGGCGGGACAGUGGCUGCUGUAUGGCCAAUGGGAACGGAGCUGAGACAGACGCUGAUGAAGCCACGACUCUGUUCAACACGGCAGACUUCGCGCCCUUUGACCCCACACAGGAAGUCAUCUUCCCUCCCGAGCUCAUGUCUCUGACCAAAGGUCAAAGGUCGGGCUCCCUCUGUUUCCAUGGCGACAGGAUGGUGUGGCUGCAGCCCGACAGUCUGGACGAGUUCCUGCGACUGAAGUGGGAACAUCCAGAGGCCCGAGUGGUGGUGGGAAACACCGAAGUGGGUAUCGAGGUGAAGUUUAAGAACAUGGUGUAUCCGGUCAUCUUGGCCCCGACCUUCAUCCCUGAGCUGAACGCAGUGACUCACACUGCAGACGGCGUCGUGUUCGGGGCAGCGUGCACGCUCAGCCACAUGGCGGCGGUGCUGAGGCAGGCCGUGGAGACUCUUCCUCCUCAUCAGACUGAAGUCUUCCUCGCCGUCCUGGAACAACUGCGCUGGUUCGCUGGACUGCAGAUACGCAACGUAGCGGCUGUUGGCGGAAAUAUCAUGACAGCGAGCCCCAUUUCAGACCUCAACCCAGUUUUUAUGGCAGCAGGCUGCAAACUGACAGUGAUGGCCAAGGAUGGCCGUCGCGAUGUUCGGAUGGACGACAGUUUCUUCACAGGCUACAGGAAGACGACUCUUCGCCCGCAGGAAGUUCUUCUGUCCAUCGAGAUCCCGCACAGCAGGAAGUCUCAGUUCGUCUCCGCCUACAAACAAUCGCCCCGCCGCGAGGAUGACAUCAGCGUCGUUACUGCAGCGAUGAGCGUCACCUUCACUCCAGGGUCCGAUGUGGUCGAGGACUUGAGGCUGAGCUACGGCGGCAUGGCGGCCACCACGGUGCUGGCGAAGAAGACGGCGAACAGACUGCUGGGACGGCGGUGGGGGGAGGAGCUACUGCAGGAGGCGUGUUCCUCACUGGCUGAGGAGAUGAACCUGGACCCCUCGGUGCCGGGCGGCAUGGUGACAUACCGCAGAACUUUGACCCUCAGCCUCUUCUACAAGUUCUACCUGUCGGUGCUGCAGAAGCUCCGAGCGCAGGGUGUGGAUGUGGACGAGGUCCCGUCAGACUGCCUGAGUGCUGCAGAGAUUUACCAUCCGGAGACUCCGUCCAGCGUUCAGGUCUACCAGGCGGUGCCAGAGGGGCGGAGCCAGGACGAUGCGGUGGGCCGUCCCAUGAUGCACCUGUCUGCUUUGAAGCAGGCGACGGGCGAAGCGGUUUACUGCGAUGACGUGCCGCUGUACGAAAACGAGCUCUACCUGGCGCUCGUCACCAGCAGCAAAGCGCACGCUAAGAUCCUCUCUGUAGACACCUCUGCAGCAGAGUGUAUGCCCGGCGUGGUCUGCUGCGUGUUCGCUGAUGACAUUCCCGGCAGUAACGCCACCGGACCGAUCGCGUACGACGAGACCGUCCUCGCUCAGCAACAGGUGACCUGUGUGGGUCACAUCAUCGGUGCCGUCGUGGCCGACACUCAACUUCAUGCUCAGAGAGCCGCCAAAGCUGUGAGGGUUCAAUACGAAGAGCUGCAGCCAGUCGUCACCAUCCAGGAAGCCAUCGCUGCCCAGUCCUUCUAUCAGCCAAUCAGAACCAUCCAGAAGGGAGACCUGGAGGCGGGGUUUAAACAGGCCGACCACAUCCUGGAAGGUGAGAUGCACAUUGGAGGUCAGGAACAUUUCUACCUGGAGACAAACGUCACUCUGGCUGUUCCGGGAGAAGACGGCGAGAUGGAGCUCUUCGUUUCUACUCAAGCUGCCUGCAAAACACAGUCGCUGGUGGCGAAGGUGUUGGACAUCCCUGCUAACAGGGUGGUGGUCCGGGUGAAGAGGAUGGGCGGAGGCUUCGGGGGGAAGGAGAGCCGGACGACCAUGUUGUCCACUGUGGUCGCCGUGGCAGCAAACAAGCUGAAGAGGCCCGUGAGGUGCAUGUUGGACCGAGACGAGGACAUGUUGAUCACUGGAGGAAGACAUCCGUUCUAUGGAAAAUACAAGGUGGGUUACCUGAGCAGCGGUAAGGUCGUUGCUCUGGAUGUGUCGUACUACAGUAAUGCUGGGAACUCGAUGGACCUCUCUCUGUCGGUCAUGGAGCGCGCUCUGUUCCACAUGGAGAACUCGUACAGCGUGGCAAACGUACGUGGCCGUGGCUACCUGUGCCGCACCAACCUGCCGUCCAACACCGCCUUCAGGGGCUUCGGAGGCCCACAAGGAAUGAUGGUGGCUGAGAACUGGAUGACGGAUGUAGCUCAGAGCCUGGGCCGGCCAGCCGAGGAGGUGCGCAGGUUAAACCUGUAUGUGGAAGGAGAGUCGACACCCUACAACCAGAUCCUGGACCAGUUCACCUUGGACCGCUGCUGGGACGAGUGCCUGUCCCGCUGUGGAUACCAGGAGCGCAGAGCCGCCGUCGACCUGUACAACAGACAGAACCGGUGGACUAAACGAGGACUCGCCAUCGUCCCCACCAAGUUUGGCAUCAGCUUCACUGCCGUCUUCCUCAACCAGGCCGGAGCUCUGGUCCACAUCUACACUGACGGCUCCGUGUUGACGACCCACGGGGGGACGGAGAUGGGACAGGGACUCCACACCAAGAUGGUCCAGGUUGCCAGCAGGGUUCUGGGUAUCCCCUGUUCAAAGAUCCACAUCUCAGAGACCAGCACCAACACGGUCCCCAACACCAGCCCCACUGCCGCCUCCGCCUCCUCGGACCUCAACGGAGCCGCUGUGCAGAACGCCUGUGAGAUCCUCAUGAAGCGUCUGGAACCGUACAAGACCAAGAACCCCAAAGGAUCAUGGGAAGACUGGGUGCGAGCAGCGUAUUUCGACAGAGUCAACCUCAGUACGAGUGGCUUUUAUAAGACUCCAGAUCUGGGCUACGACUUUGACACAAACUCCGGCCGAGCGUUCAACUACUUCAGCUACGGAGUGGCGUGUUCAGAGGUGGAGAUCGACUGUCUGACCGGAGCGCACAAGAACCUCAGCACCACCAUCGUGAUGGACGUCGGUCACAGCCUGAACCCAGCGAUCGACAUCGGACAGGUUGAGGGGGCGUUCAUGCAGGGUCUGGGUCUCUUCACCCUGGAGGAGCUUCAUUACUCGCCCCGCGGCGUCCUCCUCACUCGCGGUCCUGGUACUUAUAAGAUCCCGGCCUUCGGUGACAUUCCGACCCAUCUGACCGUCUCGCUGCUCCGCGACGCUCCAAAUGAAAAGGCCAUCUUUGCCUCCAAGGCUGUUGGUGAGCCGCCUCUGUUUCUGGCAGCGUCAGUUUUCUAUGCCAUCAAAGAUGCCAUCAGCGCCAGCCGGGCGGAGUCUGGCAUCAGCGGUCCCUUCAGACUGGACAGCCCCGCCUCUGCCGAGAGGAUCCGCAACGCCUGCUGCGACCGAUUCACCAAACUGUGUCCUCCUGCUGAGCCCGGUUCUUUCAGCCCCUGGUCCGUUCAAGUGUAAGACGUUCAGCCAGAGAGAGAAAACUACAAAACUACAAAAACACCAUGAGCCAUUUUCUACACGCACAAGUUACAGUCACGGAUCAGUUCCUCCCACCGGACGUGCUAAUGAUGCUAACUGCUGCUAGCUUGCGGUACAUGUUAGCAUCACGUUGUUUUGCAUGAUUGAAUCGUACACUGUAAAAAAUGUUACAUGAAAAAUUGAUGUUGUUGUGGAUGAAUCGUCAGGUCUGUAAUUAUCGAUUACAGUUCUGUUCUGUGAAUUCAAUAAAAGCUGUAGAAGCAGA
Messenger RNA from Acanthopagrus latus (yellowfin seabream), 4826 nucleotides. RefSeq names its product xanthine dehydrogenase (gene xdh). The record is from RefSeq and is a predicted model, not a curated record. Bases 497 to 4540 code for a protein of 1347 amino acids. Gene Ontology annotation, molecular function: molybdenum ion binding; molybdopterin cofactor binding; xanthine dehydrogenase activity. The transcript is spliced from 34 exons. Lineage: Eukaryota; Metazoa; Chordata; Actinopteri; Spariformes; Sparidae.